CACACUGUGUAUAUUUAGAGUUUAAGUCAGACACCAUUUUAGUCAGGACAAUCUCCUCUUUGUAAUAAAGUAAGUCUGGGCAGCGAGCUCGGUGGUCGUUGAUCACUAGACCAGAAAGAGUCUAGAGUUUUCAUUUUUUCCCUACUUCCUCAUUACGCAGACAUGCUCAGUCGACACCAUCAAGGUGCGGUUUGUUUACUUUCUACACAAGUAAUUUUUUUCAGUUUCAUCCUAAGAAACUUGUAGUGGUAAAAUAGAAAGGGAUAAAAAAAAAUCUGCCAUUUAGGGGAAAUGGAAUUCUAAGCAUCACUUCAGUCAGAGGCUCUGCGACGGUUUGUUUCAAUUCAAUUUCUAUGGCCUCGCGCUAGUGUUCCAAGCUCAGCCAACUUCUUCUUUGGCCCUUUUUCAAGCCUUUGGUGAGUUUUGACUCAUUCUAUUGUCUAUUGUCAUUCUAUUGUCCAGCCUAGUUCUGGUUUACGUUACUUCGUUGUAGAGAAUCUUCUCAGGAACACAAGACUUAAUUUCGUGAGGGUAGGACUUUGAUUAGAUCUUAUUUUCAAGUUAUCGGAAAAGGUCAAAAAGGUCGCAGAAAGAUCAAUGUUAAUCAUGAGUCAAUAAUGGCAUCAAAUCACCUGUCUGGUUUCUUAAAUGAAACACGUUUUGACCAAGGAAAAGAGUUGCUACUUUAAAGCAUCUCAAAUAUAAAAUAUAUUUUAAGUUUUGUUUUGUUACUAAAUUAUUGCAUAUGUGUUAUUUCAUAGUUUUGAUGUCCAAACUUUUCACUUGUACAGUAUAUAUCUAGCUAUGGCUCUACAAAAAAAAUCCCGGUCUACCAGCAGCCUAUCACUGACGAAUUGGGGUCAGCCCUACUUCAAAGGCCCGACCUGAAGGUAACAGAUUACAACCUGCUCCGACGUCACAACUGCGAUGGUUAGGAAACCCCACUGUGUCAUUCCACCCAGCCCUGUGGCCACCUGAUUAAGCUUGGUGUGUGUUUGCCUUCCCCUCAAAGACGAUGUACUGCCUUCAGUGGUUGCUCCCGGUUCUCCUCAUCCCGAAACCUCUGAACCCGGCUUUAUGGUUCAACCACUCAAUGUUCAUGGGCUUCUACCUGCUCAGCUUCCUGCUGGAGAGGAAGCCAUGUACCAUUUGUGCCUUAGUGUUCCUGGCAGCUCUGUUUUUCAUCUGCUACAGCUGCUGGGGGAACUGUUUUCUGUACCACUGCCAUGACUCCGCACUACCAGAUUGUGCACACGACCCCAGCAUUGUGGGCACCUAAGAGGAUUCUCCGUGACGUGAUGCGCAGAUGGAUCCUGGACAAUAUGUAUCUAGGCUGUGAAUAAAAUCUCCCACCUGACACUGUCCAUGUGGAGAAACAUAGACUUCAUCCUGAUUCUCAUCCCCUCGACCCUUUGUGUGCACUUGUUCACGUCUCUUAAUGGAUUUAAAAGGAAUUGACUGGUGUAUGAAAUAUGGUUACUCCCCCAUGCAUACACCAGUCCACUGCUUUUAAAUGUGUGGGCAUGUGUACACUUCCCAGAGAAUAGCCUACCCUACCCUCCUCACUACUGCCCUCCACCCCUGCCUUUUCCCCCUGUUUUUUUAGUGAAUGUCGCCUACCCUGGCCUCAUUGGAUCUAAACGUUUGCAUGGGUUGCCUUUUUUAGAGUUUUCAAAAGUCGUGUUAAUACAUAUGUUUUAAUUACAGAAAUCUGAAAGUUUCCAAAGGGUAGAAAUCAAAUGUGUUGUUCGUGUGAAAAUGCUGACUAUCAGUAUAAGUUACAGUAGCAGGAAGGUGAACAUGAAAAUCCUGCUUCCCUGUUGAGCUUUGGACGUCAAGAGGAGGCGAGUGAUGUGAAUCUGUUAUCUAGAGUGCCUUCAGAAAAUAUUCAUACCGCUUCACUUACUCCACAUUUUGUUGUAUUACAGCCUGAAUUCAAAAUGGAUUAAAUAAAACCUCACCCAUCUAUACACAAUACCCCAUAAUGACAGUUAGAACAUGUUUUUAGAAAUUUUACCUAAUUAAAUACAGAAAUAUCUCAUUUACGUAAGUAUUCACAGCCCUGAGUCAAUACUUUGUAGAAGUGCGGUUGGCAGCACUUACAGCUGUGAGUC
This is a messenger RNA of Oncorhynchus mykiss (rainbow trout), 2114 nucleotides long. The record is from RefSeq and is a predicted model, not a curated record. Lineage: Eukaryota; Metazoa; Chordata; Actinopteri; Salmoniformes; Salmonidae.